Molecule: messenger RNA, 6794 nt
Organism: Pygocentrus nattereri (red-bellied piranha)
Lineage: Eukaryota; Metazoa; Chordata; Actinopteri; Characiformes; Serrasalmidae
Exons: 3
Coding region: 531-6245 (1904 amino acids)
Biological process (GO): positive regulation of calcineurin-NFAT signaling cascade
Cellular component (GO): Z disc
Source: RefSeq, a predicted model, not a curated record
GAUUCCAUUUGCCUCUCAUUCUGCACUUAAAGUUGUGUGACACUUGUUGGGAUGAUGCAAGGGGCUAUAUUUGACUCGCCUGUUUGCAAGAGACAAAUGAGUCACUUGCCCAGCCACCUACACAAAAACAGCCCCGGUGUCCAACAGGGAAAACAGGCAACCGGCUCUGGCUCUGAGCGAAUAGCUGUUGUCGUCUCUUUUGGGGGCCGUGUGGUAAUACGCAGACAGUAAUAGCGCUUAUGCGCCCAAAAACCAAAAUAGCAGAUGACCGUUUCCAUUUCAUCUGCCUGCCACCGGACACCAACUGCGCUUCCCAGCCCCUGCCCAUGCUACUACUGUGUUUGUGCUUCUGUUCCGCAGGGGGCUUCUAGGAGAGGAACUGUGAGGAUUUCACCAUCAAUGGAUUUGUUGCAGAAUGGAAUAUGGAGAUCCAAGUUGUAAAAGGAGAAUCAUGGUAGUGGUAAAUGUUUGGUCAUGGCAACCUGAGAUGUUCCCAGCAUUAGCCUGAAGAACAGGACUAUAUAUUCAUCAUGAACUGUCUAGAAAAACGACAUUUGAGCCAUAAAGCAAACAUGCAGAGCCUUGGCUACCUGGAUAGCUUUAUGGAUGAAACGGAUCGAGAGGUCAUGAACCUCACAGACCGUGCCUUCAAGAGCCUAUGCAUCGGUGAUGAGGCCAUCUACAAUGACAGUGAGUUCUCACCAUCACCAGUGAGCUGUCACAAGCCGCUAGCUGAAGAAAUGCCAAAAAAGACUCAAGAGAACUCUUCUUUGGCUGUCAAGAAGCACGGAGCUCACCCUCUCAAUGGUCUUAGUAAAAGUACAUCACUAUUCGCAGCAUUCAUGGCUAAGAAAAACGGAAACACCACCAAGACAAUAAAUGGGGACUCGUGGGACAAAUCAGCACUGCUUAGCAUUCAAAGAGAACUCUCAGACUUUUCUUCAGAUUUUCAGAUUUCCCAGGUCGAGAAUCAUCUAUACCCAUCAGAGCAGAGCAACAAAUCUAGCAAGGACACAACUACUCAAUCAGGGAAAUCAACCAAAGGCAAACACAACAAAUCCAGUAAGCUAAAAAAAUUGAAUUCCAAAAACUUCUUCCUGCACAGCGAAUUCAGCCCAUUCCAGUCCUGGAGGGACCUAAAUAAGUUUCCUUUUGGAUUGGAGAACAUGGAAAUUUUCCAAAGCGAUAGCCCACCUGAAUGGUAUGAUUCCCCACUUUACAAAAAACUAACCCUGUCACACAGAUCACAUGUUCCACAGUCAAACAAGGAGGAGACGUGCCAGAACACUUCACUUCCAGCCAUUCAAGAUAAACCUGAACCCGACAUAUCACAACAACCAGCACAGACUUUGACAACAGUGACUUUGAAAGCAGAAAUCCAAACUAAGACUCAGCCUCAAGUUUUGCUGCCAUCUUCUGGAUCUGAGCAGAGGUGUCAGUCUGAAGGGGACCAUUGUGCCCCCUGGAGGAAGAACCGUAACAGGGCAAAAAGUGCAGUCCCUAUUGGUCAGGCCCUUAUGAGCUCAUUUGCUUGUAAAGCUGGAGAAGAAGGUGUACUACCAAAUAAGAAGGCAGUCAGGACAAUGGAAGAACAAGCCUCCUUAAGUUCAACUCCGUUUAGCAUUUUACACCUGCUAACUCCGGUCAUACCCUCCAGGCAGGGGACAGGAAGCUCAGAGGUCCUUCAAAGUGUUUUCUCACCAUCUACCCUUGAUUUACCACCACUUCCUGAAACAGAGAUGCGCCCCUCACCUGAGAUCAAACGGGAAGGCUACAAAUCCAUGGCAUCAAGUCUGCUGUUCAAUCUCAAGGACAACAGAAAACGGGUCAAGGCGAUGUACAGUCCUCCGAGGUUCAAAGGCUUAGAUUCAGCAGACCAAAGCAAACUGUCUCCUCUGAUUGAACAGAUCAUCACCAAAAGUGCUCAGGAGGUUCCAGAGAUUCCUGAAGCUGAAAUCCCAUCACCUGUUCACCAGAAAGUCCAUGCAUCACCAGUGUGUCUUCUUCCAGAGAGUGCAGACCAACCAAACUCUCAGGGUGGACAUAUAAAUGGGGGUUUGCCGGAUGACUUCUUGGCACUAAGUCUGCUGCAAGCUGGAAACAGAGACUCUCCUAUUAAACCGCUGAAGUCCAACAAGGGCCGUGCAGUUAACAAACCCACUUACCCAUCUUUAAAUCUGUACCGGAAAGCUAGUUCUGACAUUAAAACCAUGGGUGUCCUUGAUUUUCAUCCUCCCACAGAUAAAAACACUAAGGAAGGACAGGGCAUAGAUACAAGUCAAAAGGAUGGUAAAGAACUGCCAAGAAAGCCUAGCAUGAUUCCACCAGCAACACAUCAGAACAACACUGACAAUACAAGUGAAGGCACCCAUAUAAACUAUGCCAAGACUAAAAUAACUGCAGGAGAAUUGCAGACUGAGAAUGCGGAAAAGGAAAAAUAUCCCCUUGCAGUUGUAAGAAAGCACAAUGCAAGAUUGGAUGCACUGACACAUUCAGGUAGCAGAAAUCAGGACAUGGGAGAAAUGAAAAAGGUAGAACAAAAACCUGUCAAAGAUCAGGAAUGUUCUAGAAAGGAUCCAAAACACAAGCAUUCGUUUUCAGCCAGACAGAACAACUACAUAAAAAACCAGAGAUAUAUGAGCACAGAUGACAAGGGGGAAGAUGGUUAUGGUGAAGAGGGGGUAGCAUCUGCAGUGGCAAAGGUAAAUAAUGGUGAUGCACUUGUAAGGAAGUCAGGAAGUUCAAAUGUGAGGGCAGAUAGGAAAAGUAAAAAGAAUGUAGGUGUGCAUAAAGGUAAAGAAUUAGUAGAUGGAAAACCAGAUGGCUUAGGUGAAAGUACUAAAAAGGAUGUUUUCAGCAUAAAAGACUAUACAAAUGUUGUGGCUACUUACCGUGAACAAAGAAUGGCCAAAAAUGACACUCAGUCUAUGAAGGGAAACACAUCAGCGAAAAGAGCUCUGUUUGCCGCAAAGGAACAAAUGCUCACCAAGACAGCUGCAGCUCUGAAGAAGGAGAGCAUGGAAAUGGAUAAGUAUGAGCUAGCAAAGGCUGCACUGGAGGAAGUGAUUGCUGAGCGUGAACAUAGAAAAAAGCAAAGUCAAAACAUUUUGCCCACCAGUGAAGGUGAUCUUGAGGAGCAAGAAGCUUUAAUCAUGCAGGAAGACUACAAGCAGGUGAAUAUGUCAUCAGCAAGUCAGAAGGACACAGUAGAAGAUGUUACAGGAGACAGGAGAGGAGGUCAUAAGGGCAUUUCUGAUUUUAAACAUAUAAGCCAAAUUGUUCAAACAAUGUCAGAAAUUGAUACCAAACAUGAUGAAAGUCAUGUGGUUGAGGUAAAUUUAGCCAGGCCCUGUAAGCAGGAAGAUGCUGCCGAGUACCGCCAGCAUGCAGCUGGACCGAUAAAAUAUUCUGAGAGAGACAGAUUUGGCAGAUAUAGACGACAAAGUGAGACUGAUAAUAUCAAGCCACUGGAGAAGGUAACUGAACAUAAUAAAAAAGAGCCUGAGCCUAAAAACAUAAGCCUUGACAAAGAGAGUACAAGAGUUUCUAAUACCAACAGUAACACUAGGCAAGGUGAGGAGUCAUACGUUCAGAAAAAGAGCACUUUGUCCAGACCAGAGAUUCCUCCUAGAAGAGGGAGAGCAAACUCGCAAAGUGAGGAAAGUUUAGUAUUUGAAACAGCAGGAAAGGAAGCUGAAAAAUCUGUUAAAAAUGAAGAAUCAGUAAGCAGUGAGGACAAGGAGGUGAAAGCAAAUUUACCAAAGGAUAGAGGACCCAUAAAAGGGCAUGUGUCAGCCCUUAAGGAAAGAUUUGAUGUAGAAAGAGGAGUGCAAAGCAUAAAUAUUCAGAAUAGUUUGACUCAAGCAGAGGGUCCCAAGGAUGACCCUGAAAUGGAUAAAAUGAAACAAAAGGUUUCGGAUGUUUUGGAGAGUGCUCCUGUAUUUGAAAAUACAUCAACAAGGCAUAAUCUUAAAGGAGCAGGGACACGUUUAGAAAAGGAACCUGACAAAAAUUCAAAACUACCAGUGAGGACAGACAGAAAUACAGACAGAAAGUUUGAUUAUGUUCAAGAUUUUGAAAAUAUUGAAUGUGACAUAAUGGAGAAAAAGGAUGUGAAUAAAAAGGAAAGUGGGCUUGCUUUGGAGGUUUUGCAGGAACCACAUGCCAAUCGAAACCAAUCCAAAGAUCACAGUACAAGCUCUGUCAAAGAGCUUUCAAGUGGCCCUAUUGGAAAGUCAAAUGCAGAAAAGAUAAAACCUGAAAGUGAAUCUCAAAAAGAAGUCUCCACAGAGACAUCAAAAACUUCAGGAUCAGUACAAAAUGAUGCUAGUAUGUUGGACAGCAUCAUAGUUUAUGAUAUUCUUAACCAACCUGAAUCACUGGUAGAUGUUACAGAUUUAGACCAACUUUCAAAUUCUUCAAAGGGAUCCUCCUUUUCACACAAAGCAGAAGAGUUCCAAUCUCAGCAGAAAGAUACUUCGACAAGACAAGCAAGCAAAUGUGAAGAGAACCUGGGGCAAACGAGUGAACCAUGUAUUUCUGACAGAGUGGCUUCACCCCCAAGGGAUGUGGCAAAAGGAGGGUGGGUGCGCUCUUUAAUAGAAUCAGCUAGAAAUCUAUCACCAGCAUGCCAAUCCAAUCCAUCUUCUCCGACAAUGGGGAAGCCUGCUUUAUUUAAAGUAAAAGACAACAAAUUUAGUGCAUCCCCUGUUACCAAAACUGUAAGACCUGUGCUGCACAAAACUGUAUCUGAAAUCUGCCAACCAUGGUCUCCAAGGGGAAGCUUAAGUGGGUCUGAAAAGGGUGAGGAUGUCUUCAAGGACUGUAUAGAAGUGCAAAGUCCAACUGUACUUUCUCCAACUCCACCUUUGACACCUGCCAGAAGCUCCCAGCCCAACCAGUUGUCAAUGCUUCAAAUACUCCCUCCUACCUUUCAAAUCACCACAGACAGGAAGGAGAUGGAUAGUCUAACAGUGCCUGACGAGGAUGAGAAGCGAUCUGCUAUGAGCUCUGUUUCCGAAGGGAUGGAGAGUUGUGGAACAAGCACAGGAGAUACCGUGGAAGAGACUAUAUCCAGCACCGCACCUGCAGAAGACACAGAGGGUUCUAAGGCACCAAGUGAGAGAUCAGAAUCCGUCUGCAGUGGCACUGAUAAUCAAUCUCAGAGCAAGCCUCCAGCUGUCCCUCCAAAAACAGAGAAAGCCUUGCGUCGUGCCAUGAAGCUGACCACAAGGAGGAUCCAGAAAGCAGAGUCCAAAAGCAAACCAGAGCACAAAGGCCGGAGCAGUGAGAAAAGUACUAAUCACAAACCUGAGAGGAGACAUCACAGCAGUGACAGCAGAUCAGACCACAGGGCGCACAGCAUUGACCAAAGCCCUGGGGAAAACAGCAAUGACAAAAUUCUGUCAAAGACUCACAGAAGCGAAAGGCAUGCCAGACAAGAGAACCACAGUAAGGAGAAAGAUAGUAGUAGGAGACAACAUGGCAAUCAAAUUAAGAAUGUACAAGAUGCAAAAAACCACAUCAGUGAAGAGCAAACUGACGUGGAAUCCAAACACAAAGGUCAGCUUGAUGUCCAAAGGAAUGUAGAUGCAGAAUUUGAAAGACCGGGUCGUACUGGUGUCAAAUUUCUGUCUCAUAAGCUGGAUCGUCGGGCUCAAAGUUUGGAUAGAUUCCUGAGUGAUAAACCUGAAAUUAGCACUGUCUCCAGAAUGAAUGAUGCAUCUUCAAAGAAUGUUCGCGCUUCAAAGAGAGCACCUUUGCGUCAAAACAGCCUUGAACAUGCGUAUCCUUCUACCAACAUUGUAGCACAGUCUUUCCCAAUGACCCAACGGAAGCUUUUGCAGGAUCCGGAUUCAGGACAGUAUUUUGUUGUGGACAUGCCAGUGCAAGUCAAGACAAAGACCUUCUUCGAUCCAGAGACAGGAAGUUACGUCCAGCUGCCAGUUCAGUCUCCUGAAGGCUCAGUACCGAAGGCACAGUCCAUGGAAGUUGUGAAUGCACCCUCGCUUGUGCUAUAUCAUGGAUUUGUUCCAAUGUCUGUCUCAUCCUUACCAGCACAGAAAUCCACAGUCAAAUUAGGCUCCAUUGUUACCCCUAACAACUCAGAGGCUUUUGAAUCCAGUGAAACUGAAAGGCAUGAGGACGUUUAUCAGAAACACAAAGCAGUUGGGCGGCCCUACCUUGAGCCUGCACAUGUAUCACAGAAGCACUUAGCAGAAGAUGGAAUUGAUGGUGUUAGUUGAAAACAGAUGAAGAAAAAGACAUUAUAGACCAAUGAAUGGUCUUGAAGUUGGUGUGUCUGUAUUCAGGCAUUUAGACUUUCUUUUCUGAUGAACAUAGUUUUUAAAAAGUGUUUUCACAAGCUGCGGCAUGCCGUUAUGAGAUGGUGUAAAUGUUCACACUUCAUGUGUAAGGAUCUAAUGAACACAAACAAAUUUGUAAAUGUUUCAUUCUCAUCAAAUUAAGGUGACACUAGUUUCCUCACCGCCUGAGGCACUGACUUUUUUGUAAUGAUAUUGUGAGGCUUAGACUGGGCUACUGUGCAAUCAUAAGAAUGUUUAACAAUAGUGCUUUGCCAGUUCAUUUUGAUACAGGUUGUAUUUUAAGUACUUUUGCAGAUGACAGGAUGCACCAAAGAAAUACAUGCAAAAUAGUUGCUUUGUAUGUCUUAAACGGCAUAUUAUAGUGGCCAUAAAUGCUGUUUUUUGGAGUGUAUUUUGGAAUGAAUGAUAAAGGAGUUGUUGGCUUCAUACAAUGUAAACCAUUCCAAUAAAAACCUCUCAAUGAAUAUA